CGCCGGAGCCUUUCUUCCCCAGAGAGACGCCUCAACCCACCCCACCCCCACAAGAACACGAAGCCACAAGCCACAUCCCCUCCACUCCACGGUGAGGUUGAGCGAUCCGAGCAAGCAGAUCAUCGGCGACAGGUUUGUUCUCUGAACUCUCUGAUUCUUUUUAGCAGCAGGGAAAGUUUGCACCGCACAAGAAAGGUCCGGUUCAAGAAGGCUCUUCCUUUGAGUUUAUUAGACUCCUCAAAGGGAGUUUGUUCUUGGGUUUGGAUUUUUUCUCAACCUCAUCACACCUCUCCUAGGAGGAACAGAGAUCCAGAGAACCUUUUUUCUCUUCUGGAUUCUUGCCGCCUUUUGGCCUUUCGAAAGGGUUCUUUUGCAAUACCCUUCUUGUUCAUCACCCCUUUUUCUUUUUCUUUGCACAAAACCCGCUGUUUCUCUACUUUUAUUGAGGAACAGGGCUGAUUUCCAAACUUUUUUUCUACUUUAAUUUGCAUAAAAAGCUCCUUUUAUUUCUCACCGUUUUUAGUUGCCCCAGCCUCUUCUUCUAGCUCCAUCCAACUAGUCAUAAUGGCCGCAGCCAUAGAUAUGUACAAGUAUUACAACACUAGUGCACACCAGAUCGCCGCCUCCUCUUCUUCGGAUCAGGAGCUCGCGAAAGCACUCGAACCUUUUAUAACGAGUGCUUCCUCUUCGUCUUCCUCCCCCUACCACUACUACUCUUCUUCUUCCAUGACCCAAGAUUCUUACAUGCCUACACCCUCCUACGCCACCUUCGCCACCUCGCCUCUUCCCACCGCCGCCGCCACCUCCUCGUCGUCUUUCUCGCAGCUUCCGCCACUCUACUCGUCGCCUUACGCUGCUUCUGCGGCGUCGGGCGUGACUGGACCGAUGGGCCUGAACCAGCUCGGCCCGGCCCAGAUCCAGCAGAUCCAGGCCCAGUUCAUGAUGCAGCAGCAGCAGAGGGGCCUGCACGCGGCGUUCCUGGGCCCGCGGGCGCAGCCGAUGAAGCAGUCCGGGUCGCCGCCGUUGGCGCCGGCGCAGUCGAAGCUGUACCGCGGCGUACGCCAGCGCCACUGGGGCAAGUGGGUGGCGGAGAUCCGCCUCCCCAAGAACCGCACGCGGCUGUGGCUGGGCACCUUCGACACCGCCGAGGACGCGGCGCUCGCCUACGACAAGGCGGCGUUCCGCCUCCGCGGCGACAUGGCGCGCCUCAACUUCCCCGCCCUCCGCCGCGGCGGCGCGCACCUGGCCGGCCCGCUCCACGCCUCCGUGGACGCCAAGCUCACCGCCAUCUGCCAGUCCCUCGCCGGGUCCAAGAGCGGCUCCCCUGACGCCGAGUCCUCGGCCGCGUCCCCGCCGGACUCGCCCAAGUGCUCGGCGUCGACGGAGGGGGAGGAGGAGUCGGUCUCCGCCGGCUCCCCGCCUUCACCGCCGCUGGCGCCGCCCGUCCCGGAGAUGGCGAAGCUGGACUUCACGGAGGCGCCGUGGGACGAGACGGAGGCCUUCCACCUGCGCAAGUACCCGUCCUGGGAGAUCGACUGGGACUCCAUCCUCUCAUGAGCAAUCAACUGCAACUACUGUAGUAGUAGCAGCAAAGAUUCAGUCAGUCAGCUCAAUGACAGCUCUGUGUAAUUUUCAUUGGGUUUUUGCAGCUGCGGUGGAUCGAUGGCAUUUUAGACAUCGGCCAUGGCGGCUGCGAGAGUAACUAUAGCUAGUAAAUCGUCCAGUGUUGUGAUGAUAGUAGCAGUCCGUGUUAAUCUCCUGGUUGAGCUGCCGGUUGUUUUUUCUCACGGCACGGCCAGUCGAGAAGGUCAAGUGUAAUCCCUUGUUAUUACCAUCUGUUGCAGCUUAAUCCAUCUAGCUUAUGUGUACGUAA
Molecule: messenger RNA, 1873 nt
Organism: Setaria italica (foxtail millet)
Lineage: Eukaryota; Viridiplantae; Streptophyta; Magnoliopsida; Poales; Poaceae
Product: ethylene-responsive transcription factor RAP2-4
Exons: 1
Coding region: 565-1557 (330 amino acids)
Biological process (GO): regulation of DNA-templated transcription
Molecular function (GO): DNA binding; DNA-binding transcription factor activity
Source: RefSeq, a predicted model, not a curated record